AUGACAGAUGCGAUGACACCUCCGGAAUAUGUAUGCAACGACAUCCUCACGCUCUUCCACCGCACCUUCUCGAUCCCCUUCUCGCGGCCAGACCUGCACCAGGUCCUGCAGACCGUAAAAGGCCACCUCUACAACCGCGACUUCUCCGCCGCCUUCGGCACAGUCGAGCACCUCAACGCCUAUGUGAUCCGGUGGUCGCCCAGCCGCGCCCUCUGCUACCGCAGCGUAUUCCUCAGCCUCUGUGACGAGAUAACGGACGUUUUCCAGACGGCGGAUGUCUCCGGCACGAGCGAGAUCGUGUGCAUCGGCGGCGGAGCCGGCGCCGAACUCGUGGGUGCCGCCGCCGCAACCCGCAACCUCCUCCCGCGCGGCGAAGUCGCUGCAGGCAAGGUCCACGUCACUGCUAUCGACAUCGCGGAGUGGAACGAGCCGUUCAGCGCGCUGACCAACGACAUCUGCGAGAACUACAUCCCCAACACGCAGCCGGGCGUGUUCUCGGCGGACUUCUACCGCGAGGAUAUCUUGGCGCCCAGCGUGCCGCUCGAGAACCUGAUCCCGGCGUCGACGAGGCUGAUCACGCUGCUGUUCACGACGAACGAGUUGUACACGCAGUCGAGAGCCGCGACAACAAAGCUGCUGCUGUCGUUGGCGGGCAUCGUCGAGAAGGGCUGUUUGCUCCUUGUCCUCGAGAGUGCCGGGAGUUAUAGUACCGUCCAGGUCGGCGAAAAGACUUUCUCGAUGGGGAUGCUGCUGGAACAUACACUGCUGGGCCCAGAUGGCGACUGGGAGAAGAUUGAGGGAGAUGAUGCGAAGUGGUUCAGACUACCGGGGGAGGGCAAGGGAUUGAGAUAUCCGUUGGCACUGGAGAAUAUGAGAUACUUCGUUAGGGUUUUUAGAAGGUUGUGAUGUGACGAUACGAGGGGUGGAUAUGGGACUGGGCACUUUGGCGUUUGGGUGUGCUUGGAUUGUGUUUUGGGAUAGGGAAAAGUUUUGUAGUUUAUCGUGUUUAUUGAUAUUGGCCAUGGAGUCGCUG
Molecule: messenger RNA, 1033 nt
Organism: Tricharina praecox
Lineage: Eukaryota; Fungi; Ascomycota; Pezizomycetes; Pezizales; Pyronemataceae
Exons: 2
Coding region: 1-906 (301 amino acids)
Source: RefSeq, a predicted model, not a curated record